Protopolystoma xenopodis is the source of this 339-nucleotide messenger RNA. The record is from the annotation of a GenBank genome assembly. Lineage: Eukaryota; Metazoa; Platyhelminthes; Monogenea; Polystomatidea; Polystomatidae.
AUGCUGUGCUUGUCGGUGUCCCAACUCAUUAGAAGAGGGCAAACGUGGUAUUUGCUGGCCACCCUCGCCCUGUUGAUGGGCCAGCUGGCCAAGGCCCAACUCGAGGCUGACUAUGAAUUCCAGAUAUUCGAAGAGUUGCCACCCGGUCAUACCGUUGGUAACCUUAUUGAGGCCAUGUAUGCCCCGUUGGCGCACUCACCAGGGCAACAACGCCAAGGGUCGAUGCCGCACGAGGGAAGUGGUGUUAGUGGGAUCGAAAAUGAUGGGAACAGUGGUCUACGUUUUCAGAUCCUCAACGCCGCUGAACAGGGGGCCAGCCUAUUUACACCUUUAACAUGA